Molecule: messenger RNA, 980 nt
Organism: Paramecium sonneborni
Lineage: Eukaryota; Ciliophora; Oligohymenophorea; Peniculida; Parameciidae
Source: the annotation of a GenBank genome assembly
AUGUAAAUAUUACCACCUUCAGAAAGAGUUCUUCACUUUUGUGAAAGCAAAAACUGGUUUAAUUCAAGACAUGCUAGUAAGACAAAAGAGAAAUAUUUAAAAACAGAGAAAGAAUUGUUUGAUGAUGUAAUUGUAACAGAAACUUUCCAUUUAAUUGAUAGAGAUCAUUCAAGUAAGAUAUAAAUUUUAAUUAAAUACAAAGAUUCAAUUGAGUUAGAUGAAUUAUAUUCAAUGUUAAAGAAAAAUAAUUAUCCUGUUAAUAUGAGAUUACUUAAAGCAUUUUUUGAAAAAACAGAUAGAGAUGGGAAUAGUAAGUUAUUGUGAUAAAUUCAGAAUGUAUUGAUUUAGAUGAGUUUAAACAAGUAAUCAAAGAUGAAUCGACUUCUUAAAGUAAUUAUAUAAAAUAAAACUAAUUAGCUUUUCGACUAAUGAUGAGAAAGAUGAGAGAAACAGGCCAAGACAAUUAUUAUUCCACUGAUUUUGUUAAUUUGUUAAGAUAUCUUUGUUAUUGUUCAAAUAGAACAGAUCUUAUAUUUCAAAUCAAAGUAUUAUUUAAUUAUUAUUAAUUCCAUAAGAAUACACGAUUAUCAUUUGAAACUAGAUCUAAAUUAGUUACUGAUUUAUUUAAAGUUAAUUAAUAAUUUACUAAAUCCCAAUAACCUACUGAAGAUUAGUUAAUUACACUAAGACCUUUUAUGAAAAAAAAGACUUAAAUUGAAUUCAAAUAUCUUACUCCUAUUUAAAGAAGAUCCAAUUUGAUAUCAAAUCAUUCUACUGCUACUACUAAUCAUAAUUCUAUGAUUUCUUUACAAACCAUUAAUUUAUAAUAAUAAUAAUAAUAAUUUACACCCAGACCAUCUCCUAGAGGAUAUUUAAUAAAAAAGAAAUAACAUAAUUCUAUUGUAUCUCCUUUACAUUCCACUAAAUCAAUACUCCAAACAACUUAAACAACUUUAAAGAAGAAUAAUAAUAAAUUUUGA